Messenger RNA from Myotis davidii, 3305 nucleotides. RefSeq names its product integrin subunit beta 7 (gene ITGB7). The coding region runs from base 689 to 3082 and encodes 797 amino acids. Lineage: Eukaryota; Metazoa; Chordata; Mammalia; Chiroptera; Vespertilionidae. Gene Ontology annotation, cellular component: integrin complex; focal adhesion; cell surface. The transcript has 15 exons. Gene Ontology annotation, molecular function: integrin binding. Gene Ontology annotation, biological process: cell adhesion mediated by integrin; cell-matrix adhesion; integrin-mediated signaling pathway. The record is from RefSeq and is a predicted model, not a curated record.
CCUGUCUGGGCUCCUUGGCCCAGUCUCAUUUUCUAAGCCUGGCCCUGUGCCUCUCUCUCAACUUCCCAGCUGUCUGGACCUUGAAUUUCUCAAAGCCUCUCCACUUUUCACCCCAUUACUUCUCAUUCACUGCUUCUCUCAUCAAGCCCUUAGUAUGUGCCAGGUUCUCUUCUAAACAACUGAUAUGAAUUAGUCUCAUUCAAUUCUCAACCACCAACCCUAUGAGUUCCACUUGACAGAUGAGAAAAUAGCCACAGGAAGAGUCAAUAACUAUAUAUACAAGGAGGUGAAGACAUCAACUCUGGAGGCAAUCCUAGAUCAUACAGUUACUAGCCACGUGACCUUGGGUAGUUUUUACUUUUUACCUCUCAGCCUCUACAUCUGUGAAACUAGAGGGGCUGGGGGGAUAUUAACACCAAUGUCAUGAGGCUCCUGUGAGGAUUAGUUACAACAUCAGAAUACACCCAGCACUACUAGGUGCUCAAUAGAUGAUCUUCCAGAUCCCUGUAUCAUCAACUCUCUUGGCCCAGUUCCACCCUAUCUGCUCCACUUUCUAGAUCAGUCACCCCCACCACCCCCAAGUCUUCCCCACCCCGGGCGUGUCACUUCCUCCUCUUGUAGCCUCCCAGAUCAGUACACAAAGGCUGCCGCUGCCGCUGGAGGAAAGGCUGCCCUGCUCGCACCUGCCAUGGUGGCUUUGUCAAUGGUUCUUGUUUUCCUGCUGGUUCUGAGCAGAAGUGAGAGUGAACUGGAUGCCAAGAUCUCAUCCCCAGGGGAGGCCACAGAAUGGGGUGAUCCUGAUCUGUCCCUGCUGGGAUCCUGCAAGCCAGCCCCAUCCUGCAAGAAGUGCAUCCUCUCACAUCCAAGCUGUGCAUGGUGCAAGCAACUGGUAAAAAUGGCGUCAGGGGAGGCGGAGGAGCGGCGCUGCGCCUCGCGUGAGGAGCUGCUGGCUCGGGGUUGCCCCUCAGGGGAGCUGGAAGAGCCCCACGGCCAGCAGGAGGUGCUGCAGGACCAGCCGCUCAGCCAGGGCUCCCGGGGCGGUGAGGGGGCCACUCAGCUGGCACCGCAGCGGGUGCGGGUCACGCUGCGUCCGGGGGAGCCCCAGCAGCUGCAGGUCCGCUUCCUCCGUGCCGAGGGGUACCCUGUGGACCUGUACUACCUUAUGGACCUGAGCUACUCCAUGAAGGACGACCUGGAGUUCGUGCGCCAGCUCGGGCACGCCCUGCUUGUGCGACUGCAGGAGGUCACCCAGUCCGUGCGCAUCGGCUUUGGCUCCUUCGUGGACAAGACGGUACUGCCCUUCGUGAGCACAGUGCCCUCCAAGCUUCGCCAUCCCUGCCCUACCCGACUGGAGCGCUGCCAGCCCCCCUUCAGCUUUCACCACGUGCUAUCCCUGACGGGGGAUGCCAAGGCCUUCGAGCGGGAGGUGGGGCGCCAGAGUGUGUCUGGCAACCUGGACUCACCUGAAGGUGGCUUUGAUGCCAUUCUACAGGCUGCACUCUGCCAGGAGCAGAUUGGCUGGAGAAAUGUGUCUCGGCUGCUGGUGUUCACUUCAGAUGACACGUUCCACACAGCCGGGGAUGGAAAGUUGGGUGGCAUUUUCAUGCCCAGUGAUGGGCAUUGCCACUUGGACAGCAAUGGCCUCUAUAGUCGCAGCCCAGAGUUUGACUACCCCUCUGUGGGUCAGGUAGCCCAGGCUCUCUCUGCAGCAAACAUCCAGCCCAUUUUUGCUGUCACCAGUGCCACACUGCCUGUCUACCAGGAGCUGAGUAAGCUGAUCCCUAAGUCCGCAGUGGGGGAGCUGAGUGAGAACUCCAGCAAUGUGGUACAGCUCAUCAUGGACGCUUAUAAUAGUCUGUCAUCCACUGUGACCCUCGAACACUCUCCACUCCCUCCGGGGGUCCACAUCUCUUAUGAAUCUCAGUGUGGGGGUCCUGAGAAGAGGGCUGGUGAGCCUGGGGACCGGGGCCAGUGCAACCAUGUCCGAAUCAACCAGACGGUGAAUUUUUUGGUUACUUUCCAAGCUACCCGCUGCCUCCCAGGGCCCCAUUUUCUGAAGUUCCGAGCUCUUGGCUUCUCAGAGGAGCUGACUGUGGAGUUGCACACACUGUGCGAUUGCAACUGCAAUGACACCCAGCUCCCAGCGCCCCACUGCAGUGACCACGGGCACCUACAAUGCGGGAUGUGCAGCUGUGACCCAGGCCGCCUGGGUCGACUCUGUGAGUGCUCUGAGUCUGAGCUGUCCUCCCCAGAUCUGGAAUCUGGGUGCCGGGGCCCCAAUGGGACAGGGCCCCUGUGCAGCGGGAAGGGACGAUGCCAGUGUGGACGCUGCAGCUGCAGCGGACAGAGCUCUGGGCGCCUGUGCGAGUGUGACGAUGCCAGCUGUGAGCGACACGAGGGCAUCCUCUGUGGAGGCUUUGGACUCUGCCAAUGUGGCGUGUGUCACUGUCACGCCAACCGCACGGGCAGAGCAUGUGAGUGCAGUGGGGACGUGGAUGGCUGCGUCGGUCCUGAGGGAAGGCUCUGCAGUGGGCAUGGACAUUGCAAGUGCAACCGCUGCCAGUGCUUGGACGGCUACUACGGUGCCCUAUGUGAUCAGUGCCCAGGCUGCAAGACACCAUGCGAGACACACAGGGAUUGUGCCGAGUGUGGGGCCUUUGGGACUGGUGUCCUGGCCACCAAUUGCAGCACGGCUUGUGCCCAUACCAACGUGACUCUGGCUGUGGCCCCUAUGCUGGAUGACGGCUGGUGCAAAGAGAGGACCCUGGACAACCAGCUGUUCUUCUUCCUGGUGGAGGAGGAAGCCGGAGGCAGGGUCAUGCUGAGAGUAAGACCCCAAGAGAAGGGAGCAGACCACACCCAGGCCAUUGUGCUAGGCUGUGUGGGGGGCAUUGUGGCAGUGGGACUGGGGCUGGUCCUGGCUUAUCGGCUCUCCGUGGAAAUCUAUGACCGCCGAGAAUACAAGCGCUUUGAGAAGGAGCAGCAGCAGCCCAACUGGAAGCAGGACAGAAAUCCUCUCUACAAAAGCGCCGUCACGACCAUCAUUAACCCCCGCUUUCAAGCCCCAGAAAGUCCUCUCUGAAGAGGGUAGGGCUACUCACUCCAGGGUUCUUCUUGCUGGGGGGAUGGUGGGAACUGGGGCUCUGGGUCUAUCAGGCAGCAGCCUGCUGGGGGACUAAUCACCGCCUACUGUACUUGGACACCCCAGAGGCCGGCCUCCUGCCGCACCCUUGCUUCCCCACCCAAGAGUUGCCCCAUCCACAAAUACAAUAAAGAAUCUUCAGAUUACAGAUCACUUUAACAAA